Pollicipes pollicipes is the source of this 497-nucleotide messenger RNA. RefSeq names its product 60S acidic ribosomal protein P1. The transcript has 4 exons. The record is from RefSeq and is a predicted model, not a curated record. Gene Ontology annotation, cellular component: ribosome; cytosolic large ribosomal subunit. Bases 1 to 438 code for a protein of 145 amino acids. Gene Ontology annotation, molecular function: structural constituent of ribosome; protein kinase activator activity; ribonucleoprotein complex binding. NCBI's taxonomy places the organism in Eukaryota, Metazoa, Arthropoda, Thecostraca, Pollicipedomorpha, Pollicipedidae. Gene Ontology annotation, biological process: translational elongation; cytoplasmic translation.
AUGCAUGUAAAUGCCCUGGUCUUCCUGAAGAGCAACACAAGGAAGUGUAGUGUCCUCGGAAGGGCUAAGGUCAAGUUAUUGACGACCUACACCGAAACUAAACGCAACAAACAUGUCGAACAAGGACGAGGGGCUGCCUGCACGUACGCUGCUCUGAUCUUGGCUGAUGAUGAUAUCGCCAUCACGUCGGAGAAGCUGCAGACGCUGCUGAAGGCUGCCAACGUGACCGUGGAGCCGUACUGGCCGGGUCUGUUCGCCAAGGCGCUCGAGUCGACCGACAUCAAGUCACUGCUCAGCAGCGUGGGCUCAUCAGUGGGUGCUGCGCCAGCCGCUGCCGCCCCGGCCGCCGCGGCGGAGGCCCCGGUUGAAAAGAAGGAGGAGAAGAACGAGGAGCCUGAGGAGUCAGACGAUGACAUGGGCUUCGGUCUCUUCGACUAGUGCCCGCAGCUCUUCAUGUCAUCAUUGUUUUAAUAAACAAAUGAACGGGCGCUGACGUA